Molecule: messenger RNA, 1280 nt
Organism: Desarmillaria tabescens
Lineage: Eukaryota; Fungi; Basidiomycota; Agaricomycetes; Agaricales; Physalacriaceae
Exons: 5
Coding region: 124-1131 (335 amino acids)
Biological process (GO): secondary metabolic process
Cellular component (GO): cytosol; cytoplasm
Molecular function (GO): hydrolase activity; carboxy-lyase activity
Source: RefSeq, a predicted model, not a curated record
CGUCACAGAAUAUUCGAUAGUCCAGAUUGCGUCUUUCAGAAGUUGUCCUCAUGUCGCCAUGAUUUGUCAGCUGCGUAUAUAUAAGAGAAGAUCGAUGUACGCUCUUGACCGUCAGCGCUCAUCAUGCCUCGUAUCGACGUACACCACCAUUUCUUCCCUGCCGCUGGUCUCAUGAAACAGCGGUCAGUCGGCUGGAAACUACCGCCUGAAAACUUCCCAUGGACGCCUGAAAUUAGUCUGAAAUUCCUUGCGGACACAGGGAUCGAUGCUGCAAUUCUUUCUAUCCCGGCGUAUUCUGAAGGUUCUGUCAGUCCAGAGAAUCGCAUGGUGGCUAGAAAGCACAAUGAGUAUGCAGCGGAAAUCUGUGCCCGCUAUCCCGGCAAGUUUGGUUUUUUUGCCAAUCUCCCAUUCUUAGACGAUGUGGAAGGUGCCCUGAUAGAAAUUUCGUACGCGUUUGACGUACUUCAUGCUGAUGGUGUUGGUCUCUCGACCACUAUCGGUGAAGGACCGAACGGGAGGUACUUGGGUGACGAUAAGUACGACCCUAUCUGGGAAGAGCUCAAUCGACGCAAAGCGGUAGUAUUUGUUCACGGCGCUCAGAGCCCUUCGUCGACUCCUUGGCCCAAUACAUUCCUGGGUCUUCCUGUAACUGAAGUUCCAAAUGAGACAUAUAAAGCUGCCGCACAUCUCGUUGUCACAGGGAAGAAGCGCAAGUACAACGACGUAAAGAUCAUACUAUCUCACAUGGGUGGAAGUACCGUCAUUCUUGCCAGCCGGGUUGCUGGUCUCUCUCCCUACAUGGGCUGCCCACUGACAUCGGACGAGAUAAUGGAGGAUUUCAAGAGUUUUUACUUCGACACCGCCCUGGCUUCUUAUGAAACGAAUCUGAUCAUGAUCGAAUCGUUUGCUCAGCCUGAUCGUGUUCUUUUUGGGACGGAUUUUCCCGGUAGAUGCGUAAUGUUUUCACUCAUUUUUUGUCUAAUAACAUCCUGGACAGCAAUCGCUACCGAGACGGCACAAUGGUACACAACUCAUUUGGAACGUUUUUACAACGAGAAAGAGACAAGAUUACGGCAAAUAGUGUUUGAAAAUGUGCUUGAGUUGUUUCCAAGGUUCAAUCGUAUCGUCUAAGUUAUAUAUACCGUAUUGGGGACCUAUAUAUGGUAUUCAUGCGACGACGACAUAUCUUCUACAAAACCGCUAUUAUCCUCCUCCCCGCUAGAUCAUAUUCCCCAAUGUUAGAUCCGAAUGUCACUCAUAGCAUUAAGCAUCGUUAUGCC